Molecule: messenger RNA, 1063 nt
Organism: Asparagus officinalis (garden asparagus)
Lineage: Eukaryota; Viridiplantae; Streptophyta; Magnoliopsida; Asparagales; Asparagaceae
Product: rac-like GTP-binding protein 5
Exons: 6
Coding region: 153-677 (174 amino acids)
Biological process (GO): small GTPase-mediated signal transduction; regulation of cell shape; establishment or maintenance of cell polarity
Cellular component (GO): cytoskeleton; cell cortex; cell projection
Molecular function (GO): GTPase activity; protein kinase binding; GTP binding
Source: RefSeq, a predicted model, not a curated record
UUCGAUAUUAAACAGCCUCUAUUUUAUCUUUGUAUUUUUUAUAGUGUUUAUACUUUUUGAUGUUAGGGAAGUGAAGGAAAUGAAAGAAAUUAAGGGGUUCAAAAUUAGAUUGAGGUUUGCUCUUUCCUUUACAACGGAAUCAUUAAGGAAGCAUGAUGUUUAAUAUUUUUGGGGUGCAGGAUUAUGUUCCAACUGUAUUUGACAAUUUCAGUGCAAAUGUGGUGGUAGAUGGUAACACUGUUAACCUGGGUUUGUGGGAUACAGCAGGCCAAGAGGAUUACAAUAGAUUAAGACCCUUGAGCUAUCGCGGGGCUGAUGUUUUUCUCCUCGCCUUCUCUCUUAUCAGCAAGGCCAGCUAUGAAAAUGUUUCAAAGAAGUGGAUUCCUGAACUAAGGCACUAUGCUCCAGGUGUUCCGAUAGUCCUUGUUGGGACAAAGCUCGAUCUCCGAGAUGACAAGCAGUUCUUUGUUGAUCACCCAGGUGCUGUCCCCAUUACAACAGCACAGGGGGAAGAAUUGAUGAAGCAAAUAGGUGCUUUGGCCUACAUUGAGUGCAGCUCCAAAACCCAGCAAAAUGUUAAGGCAGUGUUCGAUGCUGCUAUCAAGGUAGUUCUCCAGCCACCAAAGCAAAAGAAGAAGAAAAAGAACAAGGCACAGAAGAGCUGCUCCAUAUUGUGAAAAAGCAAUAGCAGAAAAAUUCAUGCCCUUUCAUCAAGCCAUGCUUGCUACAAGUCCUAGGUGUAUACUCAACUGACAUCAGUUUGGAAGGAAAGAUACGGGAAGCAGUAGGGUACCUGUUUCUUCAUGUUCCAUCUUGUCUUGUCUUGUGUCUACUAAGUGAUUACGUCGAUAAUAUCUGUAACCGAUCUUUCUGAACAUGAAAAACACCUGGAAACUUGGAUAUCUUAUAUUCCUAUAUUGUACCCAAUUUACAGCUUCUAAAGAAGGGUUUAGCUAUGUUGGCAUCUGUUUUGUUUAGGGUGGUUGUAUGAAUGUUUGAAACUUCAAUCUCUGUUUCUUGUUUAUGUAUAUGAUACUUUAACCUCAGUUCAGUUAAUUAUGCC